AUGGUUGAGACUUUGACAGGUAGUAGAACACUUGAGUGCAUUGGGAAAUUGAAAGCAGCAUCAGAAUUGCAUGUUUAUUCUCUUCUCCUGACUGCAGAAGGUCUUUACACGGUUCUUGAUGAACAAAUUCCUCCUCAACCUGACCUAAAUGAUUUUGAGGCAUAUGAGGAGAUGCAGGAUUUCCUCAAGAGGAACUCUAAAGCAUCACUUUAUAUCAUAGGGUCAUUGGAAAAGUCAGUAUUAGACUCAGUCAAGGAUAUACAUACCUUAGGGGGUAAAAUAUAUAAGCUUGCUGAAUUAUUCAACAGACAGCUGACACAUGCACACUCUGAUGUAGUGAGUCAGAUUCAUAACUACAAGAUGUCUCAAGGGACUCCAGUGAUGGACCAUGUCAUAAAAAUGAUUAAUCUAUUUGAGAAACUGAAAUCCAUGGGGACCAGAUUUGAUCUGCAGUACAAGACUGAUGUGAUCUUGGCAUCACUUACUUCUGCCUAUGCAUCCUUUAAGAUGUCUUAUAAGAUGUCAGAUAAGUAA
This is a messenger RNA of Telopea speciosissima, 534 nucleotides long. RefSeq lists its product as uncharacterized. NCBI's taxonomy places the organism in Eukaryota, Viridiplantae, Streptophyta, Magnoliopsida, Proteales, Proteaceae. The record is from RefSeq and is a predicted model, not a curated record. The coding region runs from base 1 to 534 and encodes 177 amino acids. The transcript is spliced from 2 exons.